Lactuca virosa is the source of this 585-nucleotide messenger RNA. Lineage: Eukaryota; Viridiplantae; Streptophyta; Magnoliopsida; Asterales; Asteraceae. The record is from the annotation of a GenBank genome assembly.
AUGUUCUCUUCAAGCCACCUUCUGCAGCAUCGACCAUUCAACAAUAAAAAAUCGACAUCAAGCCACAUUCAGCGGAGAAAACGAUUUUGUGGUUCAGGACCGCCGCCGGAGAAGAUGGAUCUGUGGUUCAACAUUCAGCAUCACUAUCUUCACCCACGACUUCAAAGAUCGCCGGUGGAGAUCGAUCUCUUUCAACCUUCUGCUUCAGGUGAUCAUUGGAAAUAUAGACUAUCCAGGGAUGGUGAUUAUUAUGUGAAUGUGUUGAGGCAUAAGAUUGACAGGUCAUCUGCACAUCUGGGUGUUCAUUGCAUCGAUUGGAUUCACGAAGUUCCAAUAAAAGUACUAUGCUUCGUCUGGCGUGCCUACCUUGGUAGAAUUCCAUAUGCUUGUGCACUACUUUGCAGGGGAAUACAACUCAGUUCUCUGGUUUGUAGCUUCUGCUCCUAUGUGGCGGAAGAUGCAAAUCAUAUAUUGGUGACCUACCCGUUUGCGAAAGAGGUGUGGGUUUGGAUCCUUCGUUGGUGUAACGCGGACAUCCCUCAGGUUAAUACCGUGGCAGAUGUUAUCUCCUCCGUUGGGAGCUAG